UUGAUAGAAUUCAGUGGGGAUUAUUUAGAUGUCAAACAACUAUUUUGCAUAAUCCCAGAGAGAAAAAUUGAAAAUUUCACCAUUUUUAAGAGAGAGGAGAGAGUGUGUGGUGAUUGAUUUGUGAUGGAGGCCCAUUAAGAAACACACACUGUCACCCAGGUUGAAGAGCAGCGCAGUUCAUUGGAAGGGUAGCAUGGAAAACCAAAGUUUUCUGAAUACUCCAUUGAUUCAUACCCCUCAUUUGAAAACAGAUGUAGAAUCAAGACUCCAGUGCACUGACACCACUGGAACAGGCUUCAUUAGAUCUUGCUACAUUGCAAUCAGUGCCUUCCUAGGAAUUGGAAUUUUAACACUUCCCUACGCGGUUGCAAGGAGCGGAUGGUUGGCUCUAAUCCUACUUGCUAUAACAGCUUAUAUGUCAUUUUGCACUGCAAUUUUGCUCAAGAGAUGCAUGCAGGCAGAUCCAUAUAUAAGAAGCUAUCAGGACAUAGCAGAGCUUGCUUUUGGCAAAGAAUUUAGGCUGAUAGUCCAUGUUUUGAUGAAUAUGGAGCUCUACCUUGUUGCUGUGGGGUUGUUGAUCAUUGAAGGGGACACUCUGCAUAAGUUGUUUCCCAAUUUUGUCGUAAACCUUGGGGGGUUAAGGCUUGGAGGGGAGCUGUUUUCUGUUGUGGUCACAGCUCUGGUGAUUCUGCCUUCAGCCUUGUUGACCGACUUGGGAGUGUUGUCAUAUGUGUUUGCCAUGGGGGCUGCUGCAAUUAUCAUAAUCGUCGUUUCGAUUCUCUUCACUGGUGUGUCUGGGGGGGUUGGAUUUGAUGGCAAGAGCCAAUUGCUGAUCACGGGUGGUUUCCCUACUUCUAUUGCCUUGUUUAUAGCUUGCUUUGGUGGCCAUCCAGUGAUUCCUACUGUAUACAUAUCUAUGAAGAACAAACAUCAGUUCACAAUGGUGAUGCUCAUCAGCUUCCUUUUCAACAAUGUCAUAUACAUAUCCAUUGCUGUUGUUGGGUAUCUCAUGUAUGGGAGUGAUGUGCAAUCACAGAUAACUUUGAACCUUCCCACAAGGGAGUUGAGCUCAAAACUGGCAAUAUACACCACCUUAGCCAUCCCAGUUUGCAGGUAUGCCUUGGUAAUGACUCCAGUGGCAAGCAGCAUAGAAACCGGGCUGAUGAACAAGAAUGGAGACAAGAGAUCGAUCAGGCUCCUUACUCGCAUCGCCUUACUGAUCAGCGUGGCAGUUACAGCAUGCAUUUUCCCAUAUUUCGAGUCCCUGAUGGCUGUAGUGGGAUCCAUUUGUGUAGUUCUGGCAUCAUUCUUGCUGCCCUGUUGCUGCUACUUGAAGAUUUCUGGUACUUACAGGAAAUGGAGCUAUGAGUUGGUGGGCAUAAUUUGGAUCAUAAUAUUUGGGACGGUGGCUGGAGUUGUAGGGACUUACGCAUCUAUUAGUGAUCUUGUUGGUAAGAUGUGAGUGGGUUUGGAUUUUGUAGUUGAGAGUAGUUGAGAGAAUUGUAGAUGAGGGAA
Molecule: messenger RNA, 1515 nt
Organism: Vitis riparia (riverbank grape)
Lineage: Eukaryota; Viridiplantae; Streptophyta; Magnoliopsida; Vitales; Vitaceae
Product: amino acid transporter AVT1I-like
Exons: 5
Coding region: 194-1462 (422 amino acids)
Cellular component (GO): plasma membrane
Source: RefSeq, a predicted model, not a curated record